Molecule: messenger RNA, 4224 nt
Organism: Cylindrotheca closterium
Lineage: Eukaryota; Bacillariophyta; Bacillariophyceae; Bacillariales; Bacillariaceae
Source: the annotation of a GenBank genome assembly
AUGCCACCAGAAUAUCUUCCAUCUAUGUUGGAUAUCAAACUUGCACAUGCUCUGGCAGCUCAAUCCAAAGACAUGAUUCCACCCAUAGGCUUGCCGGCAACGGGUGCGCUUCUUGGAUUAGUCCUUUCGUCCUUGGCGUUUAUGGCAACCAUAUUACUUCCUCGAUGGUUUCCUCAAGUGCAAGUUGCCUCAGAUUUCUAUGAAUCGGAUAAUGUAAGCUACGAAAAGGGGGCAAGUGUACUGAUAAAGAUUCGGAACAAGGGGCUGCAACAAGGAACCUUUGAUCCAGAGGCGGACGGGAAGAACCUUCAAAUCUGCAAGCUACAGGAGUCUUCGCAGACGAUACGAAAAGCUACGAGGGAAAAUCUUUUAGGAUUAGGAAAGAGCCAUCCGUCACUCUACUUUUUCGAAUUUGCUCAGUCUCGGUAUUAUUUUUGUCCAGAAUCCAUGGAAUGCUCCAGUGGUGGACCAGCACUUCACAAAGCCCCUAUUGCUUCCCUUUACGAGUUAAUGAAAAGCGGCAUGUCCAAGAAACAACGGACAGUGGCCAAUGAACGAUAUGGGCCUUACAAUGAACCAAAACUGUCCAUAUCAACUGUCCAAGAAGCCCUUGUCGCACGGGUAUCCUCGCCCCUUGUAGUGAUUCAAUCCCUUGGGAAAUUGCUCGCGUGUCUGGAGGAUGGAAUGCGGGCAGUCUUCCAACUACUAAUGGAGCUGGCACAACAUGCCCACAAUGCUCGACAAGCCGUUCUGUCAGCCAAGCAACUUGCGUCCGAUGUCAAGACGAGUUUUCGGGAUACUUCCUUGUUAAAAGUGCAAAGGCUGGUGCGUGGGGCGAAAAAGCCAUGGCAGAAAAUCUCAGCCAAUGAGUUGCUUCCAGGGGAUGUGUUCUUGAUACCGCAAGAUCAAAAUCAAACCGAGUUUGUCAUGCCCGUUGAUGCUCUGGUUUUGGACGGCCAAUGCUUGGCGAAUGAGGCUGUUCUCACUGGCGAAAGUGUCCCACAGAGCAAACGAGCCAUGGAUUUUGAUGAAGAGCUCUUGCAAAAGGAGGCCUGUCUAGAUCUUGAUGAACAUAAAAACUCUAUUGUCUUUGCUGGAACUACCAUGCUGCACUCGGGAACAGCAGGCUCGCAGAAGUCCUUUCCACGCUCCAAGCAAAAGGGCGUCGUACUUCUAGCAUUACGAACUGGCAUAUACUCAUCCCAAGGUCAACUUCUUGGUGCUUUGAAGGGCAGUGCUAAUUUGGGUGCGAUCUCGAACCCAGACUCCGAGCGAGACGCGCUCCGAUUAGUAGUUGGUCUGUCGGUCUUUGCGGUUGCAUCCUGUGUCUCCCUCUUUGUGCAAAGAGAGAAUGGCAAAGCAGUUCCUGCCUACCGUCGUGUGAUUCAAUGUACUCGAAUCAUCUGUGCUAGUAUUCCAUCCGAUCUUCCACUGUCGUUGGCAAGGGUGGCCAAAGCGUCCUCACAAAAGCUUCGUCAAGAAUCCGAUGUUGUGUGUUCCGAGCCUGGUGCUCUUCUGACGGCAGCCAACGUCGAUACAAUAGUGUUCGACAAGACGGGAACUCUGACUGCAGACACUCAAGCUCUUUCUCGACUCGUACCAUCAACUCUUGGUUGCGAAUCCAAUACGACUUCAACCUUCCAAAAAUUCGCACUAGCUGGAUGUCAUUCGUUAGUCAAUUUGCCAUCUGGUGGAAGCUCAGACGCAACCGAAACAAAACUGGUCGGAGACCCGCUCGAUAUUGCUGCUUUUACUUUCAGCGAGUGGCAAUACAACGUAUUCGAUGGAUCCUACACCACCAGCUCUUCAGCUUUGCUUUCAGACUUCGUUCAACUCUGGCAGAUUCGAUCGUUUCCCUUUGAUUCAACGAAGCGAUUAUCAUCAGCUUUGGUACUUGGUCGACAAGUGAAUGGCUCCUGUCGACUAGUUUUCCUGAUCAAAGGUUCUCCGGACUCUCUUAUUGAUUUGUAUGCAGGUCGUAAUAAUGCAAAUUUCCGCAACUCCUACGAUAGCAAGCUGGGGAACUUAGGAGCACAAGGAUGCAGAAGCAUCGCCAUCGGUUCAUUUGAUCUCUCAGAAAAUUCUCAUCUGAGGGACCGACUGUUCCCGAAUGGUAUAUCAUGUGACAAGGCAUCCAUCGAGCAAGCAAAGUCUGCUGGGGCAAGUUUGCGCAGGAGUGACUUUGAAUCGAUCAACCCAAACGGCACCCUGUCAUCUGGUCUUGAUUUCUCUGGAUUUGCCUGUUUUGAUGCUUCUAUCCGACCAAGUAGUAAGAGAAUCAUCGGCGAACUUGAAAGAGGAGGAAUCAAGUCAAUCAUGCUGACUGGAGAUGCAAUCGACUCUGCACUUUCCGUUGGACGUACUGUUGGCCUGAUAAAAGAACAAAGAGUUGCAAUCCUUGAGACAACUACACUUAAAGGGACUGCCAAACUGAGAUGGAGAAUUGUCAAGCAGACCAAUAAUGUGAAUGGGUCAUCGGUGGAAGAGACGCAAGAGAAGAAAGUUUCACUGGCAUCAGUGAGUCGCAUCUUUGAACUCAACCAGAAAAAGAAAUGUGCAAUAGCUGCAACGGGUUCAGCACUGGAACAAGUCUUUGGGGACGGCUCGAAUGAGGCACUCGAGCUCAUUGCUGAGAACCUCUCUUGUGUGUCCGUCAUUGCGAGAGCAACACCAGGGUUAAAGAAAUCAGUAAUUUUGUGCCUAAAGAAAAGGUGUGAGAAAACAGUUCUCAUGUGUGGUGAUGGUGCCAACGAUGUGGCUGCAAUGAAGGCCGCAGAUGUUUCAGUUGCAAUGUUGAAUGGAUUUGGAUCAGAAGGCACAAACAGUGAUGAAGACGUCGACGACAAGAGGCGUACGCAGAAACUGAAGUCUAAAAAUCUCGGCAGCAACAGAAAACAACGCAAAGUGUCAAGGGGGGUUGACUCACAGAAUAGAAUGAAUGAACAUAUCGAAAAAGUGAGAAAAGAAAUUGAUGAUCGAGUUGCGAAACGAGAAAACAAGGACUAUACCAUUCAAGAUGUCAAAGAUAUCGUUUCUGCAUCACUUGAUGCCGCAAAAGCAGAAAAAGAUAGAGCCAAAAGGCUUCGACUGGGCGGUGGCGAUGCUGCAAAGAUUCUGGCAUCGGAGCGAAAUAAUCAAACCCUCUCGGGGGACGAAUCUAUGGAGUUGCCAUCUAUCAAACCAGGAGAGGCGUCAUUGGUUGCACCAUUCUCGUGCCUCCACCCAUCAAUCGAUGGUGUAGAUGCUAUCCUACGUGCUGGAGUGGCGACUGCAGCGAGUGCUUUAUCAUCAAAGAAAACGAUUGCUCUAUAUUCACUCAUGUCAGGAUACCAUCUAGCGAGCUUAUACAAAGAUGGCUUUCGAUACGGAAGAAACAUGUGGCCGAUUGAGCUAUACAUGCUAAUAGCACUUGACGAAUACGGUCACAGAUCAUCCUGUACAUCGCGCCCAAGGUUGCCCUCAUCUUGCACCCAUCGACCUCCAUCCUCUUUGUUUCAUCCAUCUGCGAUUUUCUCGACACUAGCACAGGCAGUUUCUCAUCUUGCUUCAAUGACAGUAGCUGUCAGGUUCGGUCGCAACCUUGAGGGCAAAGGUACACAAAGGUUAACGUCGAGAAUCCGCCAGCAUGGCCCGUCGUAUCCUGGCAAAACAGGAAGGCUGAUGGAUGCUCUCGUUGCAAGGGACUGGAGCAGCGAAGAAGUGGAGGAUGACGAGCCAAAGCCUAGAGGACUUCUUGCCAGACCGCCAUAUCACCCAAAUCAUGAAAGCGAUGUUGUUUUUAUCUUCUCUCUCUUACAGGGUGCAGUGAUUUCUGUCGUCAACCACGAAGGACGACCGUUUCAUCGAAGAAUCCUCGAAAGCCAGCAAUUUUGCUUUUGUCUCUUGCUCAAUUUCUUGCUUGUCCUUGGUCUAGCCCUUGAAAGCUUGCCAUCGCUGAAUAGCAUGCUUGAAAUGCGGUCAAUAGAGUCUUUACGGGAUAGAUUCAAACUUAUUGGCGUUGGGAUGCUGAAUGCAUUGACAUGCGUUGGUUUCCAACAUUUAUCUGAAAAACUCAGUCAUCAAGAUAGCUGGAAGUGUGCUCCUUUGGCAACCAGAGGAGAACAGUGUGCAGCGGAUAUCGAAGAAAGGUUGCUUCAAGAAGAGUCAAAGGAAGGUCGAAAUCUCGUAUUUAUGGCUUGUGUUUUCGGUUUGUACCUAGUCAUGGACAAGAUUGUAACAAGAUAA